This is a messenger RNA of Oryza brachyantha (malo sina), 2010 nucleotides long. RefSeq lists its product as uncharacterized. Gene Ontology annotation, molecular function: DNA-binding transcription factor activity; DNA binding. Lineage: Eukaryota; Viridiplantae; Streptophyta; Magnoliopsida; Poales; Poaceae. Bases 139 to 1794 code for a protein of 551 amino acids. The transcript is spliced from 6 exons. The record is from RefSeq and is a predicted model, not a curated record.
CAUCACAUUCUCCUCCUCUACUUCCUCCCUGGUUCCUACUCUCCUCUACCCCACAUCAUUCCAAUCCUAUCAUGGUGGUGGUAGAGAAAUAGAGAGACAAGGGGGAGAGAGAAGAUUUGUUGCUAGAAGCGAGUAACCAUGGGGGAGGUGAAGGAGAAGGAGGUGGUGGAGAUUUUUGAGCAUGAUCACGACAAGAUCAGAUCUCCGGAGAACUCUCUGCCACCAGCCAUGGUUCUGGACCUCAACGAGGGCUUCGGCGAGGGCAGCGAGGAAGGGGAAGUUGGCGAGGACGGAGACGAAGAAGACGACGAUGACGACGACGAUGGCGGUAGCACGAGCGAAGUCGCCGGAGGAGGAGGGAGGAGCUCCAGCAACAACAGCAGCACCAACCACAAUUCCAAGGACCAUGAGAUGAACAGCAGCAGCAGCAGCAGCAAGGCCGACGGCGACAGGGUGCCGACGGUGCGGCAGUACAACCGGUCUAAGCUCCCCCGGCUGCGGUGGACGCCCGACCUCCACAUGGCGUUCGUCCACGCCGUCGAGAGAUUGGGCGGCCAAGAGAGAGCAACCCCAAAGCUGGUGCUUCAGAUGAUGAACGUGAGGGGUCUCAGCAUUGCUCAUGUGAAAAGCCAUUUGCAGAUGUACAGAAGCAAAAAGCUUGACCAUGAGUCUGGACACGAGAGGGGAGCCAUCUCAUCAGUGUUUUCGCCCAUGGAGUUCAACAUGAGGAGAGGGGAACAUCGUUUCCACCACGACAUGUUCUUCCAGCGAGCUGCAGCGGGAGCCGCCGCCGGCGCUGGCAGCUCGCCCUUCUCCCCCAGGCUGCUGCGCGAGAACGGCGGCGGGUUCUUCGCCUCGAGGAACCCCGGCUUGCCGGAGGCGAGCCGGCUGUAUGGUCUCUUCCAACGCCGGCAGCAAGCUCCCAUGCAAACUUUCGACUUCAAGAACUGUAAUAGCUUCAGGAAUCAAGACUGGGCGUUCAACCAGCACGCGGCGGCGAGGGCCGCCGCCGCCGCCGUCAGCGACCACGGUCCGGCGAAAGGUCUCAUCCACGAGAUGAUCUUCCGGAAAGACGGGAAGCUGACGUCUCAUCUGUUCGACGUGAGGGAAGCCAUCAUCUCCACAAGGGUGUCCUCGGCGACCACGGGCGCCACCGUCGACCACCCGCUAGACGGCGCCGGAAAGGCCGGCACCUUCGAUUGGGUCGGGAGCAGCUCCCGCUCGCUCUCGAGGACAAUGUCAGCGGCGGCUACCAUGGGCGCCGCCGCCUUCGCAGCAGGCGACCACCAUCUCCGGCGGCGAGGCGCCGUCGGCGGCGGCAACGUGACGUCGUCGGAUCCCGUGGUCUCAAGCGAAGCCCUAGGUUCCCUGCUCGAGAGGGCAAAGACGAAAGCGAACGACGCGAUGCGCUUCGAGACGAUUCUGGCGAAGACGACGACGGCGGCGGCGGCGGCGGAGAACGGCAGGACGCCGGACUUGCAGCUGAGCCUGAGCCCGAACGCGGGAGAUCACACUCACAGUGGUGGCAGAGCCAGCAAGAAGAGGAAGAGAAUUGCUGCGUCGUUCUUGGAUGAGCAGGAGGUGGACAGUGACAAGCAGCAGCUGGCACUAUCGCUUUCACUGUCGCUCCGAGGUGGCGACAAUGGCGGCCGCGGCGGCGGCGACGGCGGGUGCCGCGGCGGGGAUGCCGGGAGGUUAGAGGAGGAAGAGACAGCAGGUAGCAGCAGUAGCAAGAAGGCCGCUCUGGGGCUGAGUACUUUGGAUCUGACCAUGUCGAUCAAGGCAUUGGAGUGAGAUCUUUCAAGUACUUGUCCCAAGGCCUUCCAAAAUAUGCACACUGCACCAUGAGAUUAAUUAUUAAUAAGACUGUUAAUUUUAUUUAACCAUGCUUCCAGACCAUAUAUAAUACAUAUCUUAUGUGUUCAGUGACAUGCAGUAGCAUCUGUAGCUGGGGUGGGACUACUGGUUCUAACUUUCUAUACAUAUGGUCACAUGCAUGAUCAGAACCCA